AUGCCUAGAGACAGAUUUGAUAAACUGUCACAAUAUUUUCAUGUAAAUGACUCCACUACCAACUUGCCUAGAGAUGAUCCAGGAUAUGACAGGUUACACCAUGUCAGACCGGUGUUGGACAUUGUGAAGAAAAAAUGUUUGGAGAAUUAUAAGCCACAUCAAAACACCAGUGUUGAUGAAGCAAUGAUUGCUUUUAGAGGACGCCUAGGAUUUCGUCAGUAUCUUCCCGCUAAGCCAACAAAUUAUGGGGUGAAAGUGUGGAUGAGGGCAGAUUCUGAAAAUGGCUAUGCCAAUGACAUUGAUGUGUACACAGGGAAAAAGGGGGAUGAGCAUAAUGCUCAGUAUGGACUAACCACCCGAGUCGUUCUAAACCUAACCCAGGACAUUGCAAACAAGAACCACAUUGUCAACAUUGACAAUUAUUUCACAAGCUAUCAACUGUUUGAAGUUUUGAAACAGAACUGGACCUAUGCUCGGGGAACCGCGAGAUCAAAUAGAAAGGGCUUUCCUUCUUCUCUUCUCCACCCCAAAUGUGUAAAAAAUCAAGGGGACAUAAAGAUAGUACAGAAAGGGAAGACUGCUGCAUAUGCGUGGAAGGACAAAAAAAACAUCUUCUUCCUAUCGACCGCAGAUGACCCAACAGAAAACGCAGGGCAGGUAAAACGGCGGCAGAAAGAUGGAACGCAGCGACAAGUCCCGAGUCCUGGAGUUGUGGAGAAAUAUAAUAUCAAGAUGAAUGGGGUCGAUAGGUCAGAUCAAACCAGGACAGCCUAUCCGACUUACCGCAUGUGCAAAAGAUGGUGGACGUACAUCUUUUUCUUUCUGCUGGAUCUUUCCAUUUCAAACGCUUUCAUCCUGAUGAAAGAAUCACCCAAUCACAGGUUGAUGACUAAGACCGGUAAAGAUAAAGACAGGUCUCUCCUAAGCUUUCGCAUGAAUUUGUCAAAACAAUUACUUGGAACAUACAGGGCAACAAGAAAAAGGAGGCGAGUGUCAAAUGUUGACCCAUUUGGAGGUGGACAUUGGCCUAAAGAGAGUGAGAAGAAAGGGAGAUGUCGUCGGUGUUCAAAGGACAAAAAGCGGUCGGAUGUGAAGUGGGAAUGUACUGGAUGUGGUGCCCAUCUGUGUGUUUUCUGCUUUGAAAAAUAUCAUAGGGGAUCAGAAUUUAAUUGGCAGUGUACAUAA
Ylistrum balloti is the source of this 1185-nucleotide messenger RNA. Its product is annotated as piggyBac transposable element-derived protein 4-like. The record is from RefSeq and is a predicted model, not a curated record. The transcript has a single exon. Bases 1 to 1185 code for a protein of 394 amino acids. Lineage: Eukaryota; Metazoa; Mollusca; Bivalvia; Pectinida; Pectinidae.